Molecule: messenger RNA, 1424 nt
Organism: Brassica napus (rape)
Lineage: Eukaryota; Viridiplantae; Streptophyta; Magnoliopsida; Brassicales; Brassicaceae
Product: senescence/dehydration-associated protein At4g35985, chloroplastic-like
Exons: 1
Coding region: 122-658 (178 amino acids)
Cellular component (GO): plasma membrane
Source: RefSeq, a predicted model, not a curated record
CUACUGAUUCAAAAAUAAAUCUCAACCGAUCACCCCUAUUACGAUCAAUCUUCCAACAUUAUUUUAAACGAGCCUGCAUACAGACCAAACUUAAGUACUACUGCAAUAAGAAAAAGACAAGAUGUCCUCAUCAAUUCAACAAAACCCAUCUCCCCAAAACAUGAAAGAAGAAGUCUUGUUGAAGAUUCCUGGUUGCAUAGUCCAUCUCGUUAAUGCAUCCGAACCGUUAGAGCUCGCCUCCGGGGAGUUCAAGCUUGUAAAAGUUUCUGCAAACGAUUACGUGACCCUAGCAAUGCUUGUCAGAGUCGGACUUGACCUUCAAUGGCCGGUGGUUAAGGAAGAGCCGAUGGUUAAAGUCAACGCUCGUGAGUACCUCUUCACGCUUCCAGACAAAGACGGUGAUUCACUUGGAUACAAAGUGACUUUCUCUGGCGAAGAGGGAGACAUUUUAAAGAAUAUUGAGGUUCUUGAAGAAUUGAUGAGGGAGGAUUCUUGCUUUUCAUAUUUGAGUAAGACUAAAAAUGAAAUUGAUUGGAAAGAGUUUUCGCCGAAUGCGGAAGAAUACAAAAGCGCUGUGGCCAAGGCCAUCGCUGAAGGAUCAGGUCAUAUCAUCAAAGGAAUAUUCAGUUGUAGCAAUUCUUUCUCUAAGAAGGUGUAAUUUCUCUCUCAUAUAACUGCUUCCUUCCGGUGAUGCUAAUGCAAAUAUGAAUCCAAAUGAUUUUUAUUAGAAUCAUGAGCUUUUAACUCAAAAACCGGUUGAUCAUAAGUGGAAGUACUUAUCAUAUUUAAAAGUAAGAUAACUAGGUGGGUGUUAUGUGGAUAGAUUUUAAAAGUUUUGUAUAUUAUACUAUUGUAUAAUUUAUGGGAAUAGCUUGCUUCACUUUACGGAUUUUCCGUAUAUACAUGUCUCUUCUCAUUGUCAGAUUUGAGAUUUUUAAAACACGUGUAUAUAUGAACAUGGAGAUCGAAUAUGGUUAUAAUAACUUAUAACUGAUCUAAUAAAAACAGGUUCAGAAGGGAGGAAAUGAAAUAAUUAUUACAAAAGAGACUGAGGAACAACAGAGUGGUCAUCAUCAUGAAGCACAAAUAAAUGGAGGUGAUAACAAUAGAACUCCGAAGAAAAAUAAUAUCAUCACAAAUAUUGAAAGGUAUACCACAUUUUGUUGUUUUCUUUUCUCCAAAACGGGUAAAAGUAUAUAUUAAAUCAAAUAAUAAAAUUUUGGUUCUCGUCUCAUUUUUAUUAGCUAAAUAAUGGUUCCUUUGUUGAAUGUUACGUGUAUUGUAUAUAGAGUGGAGACACUAUGGAAGGCGAGCGAGACGAUAGGAGCAACGGUGUUAGACGGUGAAGAUAUGAUUAGCGGUUUGAUGAUGGCUCCUGUGCUUAAAUCGAAGCUAGGGAAGGCGUUGCUAUCCACUGCCCCAGG